This is a messenger RNA of Neurospora tetrasperma FGSC 2508, 447 nucleotides long. RefSeq lists its product as uncharacterized. The transcript is spliced from 2 exons. The record is from RefSeq and is a predicted model, not a curated record. Bases 1 to 447 code for a protein of 148 amino acids. NCBI's taxonomy places the organism in Eukaryota, Fungi, Ascomycota, Sordariomycetes, Sordariales, Sordariaceae.
AUGCACAACAAAAGGGAUGGAAAAGUGGCUGUUGGUGCUGAGACAGAUAGGCACAAGGGGAAAAUCACGAGGAGCACAGCAAAGCAAAAGCUUGGAAGACGGAUGGAUUCAUGGAUGCUUGAGAUCGAGCGAUUUGGUAACGUGGCACUGACAGCCCCGGGAUGGCGCGGCGUUGGUUGUCACGGUUGUGCAAAAAUUGUCGAUAAUCUCGAUAUUCCAAUCCACCAAGAGCCAACAUGGCAGGAGACAGCAAAGACGACGCUACGGGGCAAUAGGGACCGCGACUGGCCCAUCUGCUUGUCCACUUCUUUAGCUUCUCAUGAAUUCCUGGCUGUCGGUCUUCGUCGUACCAGAAAUCGCCAUGGGCGGCCCAGAGCUACCCCACCAAUAAUCGGAAAGUUACCGAUCGAGGCUCCUGAACCCUGCGCCUCAUGUGGAAAAGAAUAG